AUGGCUGUUACGGUGUUGCUCGCCGCCGUCGCUUCCCGCGAGGUCUUUACCAACUCCUUCUUGGUGCGAUUCAAGCGUUCACUCCGGCAUGAGGAAGCGCAGGAGGUCGCGCUACACCACGGCUUCGAUAACCUAGGACCGGUGCUGGGUUCUGAUACGGAUUGGCAUUUUGCUCAUCGAGGCCUACCGCAUGCUCGCCCCCGGCGUUCCAUCGCACACACGCGAUUACUGAAACAACACCCACUCGUUCAUACAGCAAUACAACAAACAGGUUUUAAGCGAGUGAAACGAGGUUUUCGCCUUCUAAGAGUGCCCGAGCCCGUACCUGCUGCUGAGCCUCGAGAUCCUUACUUUCCUUUGCAAUGGUAUCUGAAAAAUACCGGCCAAAAUGGCGGUAAACCGAAGUUAGACUUGAAUGUGGAAGCGGCCUGGGCUCAGGGAUACACCGGUGUGAAUGUUACAACAGCGAUUAUGGAUGAUGGCGUAGACUACAUGCAUCCGGAUCUGAAGUAUAAUUAUAAUGCAGAGGCGUCGUAUGAUUUCAGCAGCAACGAUCCAUACCCGUACCCACGGUACACCGAUGACUGGUUCAAUAGCCACGGGACACGGUGCGCUGGUGAAGUUGCCGCUGCCCGCGAUAAUGGUGUAUGUGGCGUCGGCGUCGCUUACCAUUCUAAGGUUGCAGGUAUCAGAAUGCUAGACCAGCCGUACAUGACUGAUCUAAUAGAAGCAAACUCUAUGGGACACGAACCUCACAAGAUUCACAUAUACAGUGCUUCGUGGGGGCCUACGGAUGACGGGAGAACUGUGGACGGCCCGAGGAAUGCUACUAUGAGAGCUAUUGUUCGAGGAGUUAAUGAGGGUCGCAAUGGUCUUGGUAAUAUCUACGUUUGGGCCAGUGGUGAUGGUGGCGAGGAUGACGACUGCAACUGUGAUGGCUACGCAGCGUCCAUGUGGACAGUUUCCAUAAACAGUGCAAUAAACGACGGUCAGAACGCCCACUAUGACGAGUCCUGUUCGUCUACGCUCGCCAGCACAUUCAGCAACGGCGCUCGGGAUCCCAGCACAGGCGUAGCAACCACAGAUUUAUACGGAAAAUGCACCGCGACUCAUUCCGGUACUUCAGCGGCAGCGCCAGAAGCGGCCGGCGUGUUCGCAUUGGCACUUCAUGCGAAUCCAAGUCUCACGUGGCGCGAUAUACAACAUUUAACGGUUCUAACUUCAAAGAGAAAUUCACUAUAUGACGCAAAGGGCCGUUUCCAUUGGACAAUGAAUGGAGUGGGACUAGAAUUCAACCAUUUGUUUGGGUUCGGUGUUCUUGACGCAGGCGCAAUGACUGCUUUAGCCGCUAAUUGGAGAUCAGUACCGCCACGCUACCAUUGCGAAGCAGGCUCUGUUAAUACUCAUACUGAGAUUCCGUCGGAGGGCAGUGUGACGUUGCGUAUCGAGACUUCGGCGUGCGCGGGCUCGGGCAGCGAGGUGCGCUACCUGGAGCACGUGCAGGCAGUCGUCAGCGCCAACGCCACCCGCCGCGGUGACCUCGAGUUCUUCCUGACCAGCCCCAUGGGCACUAGGUCAAUGAUCCUGAGUAGGCGCGCCAACGAUGACGAUUCCAGGGACGGCUUCACCAAAUGGCCCUUCAUGACAACGCACACAUGGGGUGAAUAUCCUCAAGGCACUUGGACAUUGGAGGCAAGGUUCAAUGGUGGAUCGGGUCCAAGUUCAGCAUCCGGUUGGCUGCGUGGCUGGUCGCUAGUACUUCAUGGUACGCGCGCCCCUCCCUACGCCCAGCUUCAGGCACAAGAUCCCAACUCGAAACUCGCUGUGGUGAAGAAAGCUCAUGAAGACAACGCCCUUAGCAAAUAG
This is a messenger RNA of Parnassius apollo (apollo), 1866 nucleotides long. The record is from the annotation of a GenBank genome assembly. Lineage: Eukaryota; Metazoa; Arthropoda; Insecta; Lepidoptera; Papilionidae.